GCUGCUACGGCCGCCGGAGCCGGAGUGCAUGCCGGCGGGCGCUCCUCUGAGCAGCAUGCUUUACUUCCAGAUGGUGAUCAUGGCAGGGACCGUGAUGCUGGCUUAUUACUUCGAGUACACGGACACUUUCGCGGUCCACGUCCAGGGCUUCUUCUGCUACGAGGGCUCGUACCGCAAGCCCUACCCGGGCCCGGAGGACAACAGCGCCGUGCCCCCGGUGCUCCUCUACUCGCUCGCCGCAGGGGUGCCCGUGCUGGUGAUAAUCAUUGGAGAAACUGCAGUGUUUUGUCUACAGUUAGCAACAAAAGAUUUUGAAAACCAAGAAAAAACAAUAUUAACUGGAGACUGUUGUUAUAUAAAUCCACUGGUGCGCAGAACCUUCAGAUUCCUUGGCAUUUAUGCAUUUGGACUGUUUGCAACAGAUAUCUUCGUAAAUGCUGGACAAGUAGUAACAGGGAAUCUUGCCCCACAUUUUCUUGCACUUUGUAAACCCAACUAUACAGCACUUGGAUGUAAACAGUACACACAAUUCAUCAGUGGUGCACAUGCCUGUACUGGAAACCCAGAUCUUAUAAUGAAAGCCAGAAAAACAUUUCCAUCCAAAGAAGCAGCUCUAAGUGUAUAUGCAGCAAUGUAUCUGGCCAUGUAUAUUACCAACACAGUAAAAGCCAGAGGAACAAGACUUGCAAAACCUGUUCUGUGUUUGGGCUUAAUAUGUCUGGCCUUUCUUACUGGAAUCAACAGAGUAGCAGAGUAUCGAAAUCACUGGUCAGAUGUGAUAGCAGGAUUUCUAAUUGGAAUAUCUAUAGCAGUUUUUUUGGUUGUAUGUGUGGUAAAUAACUUUAGAGGAAGACAAUCGGAACAUGAACAUUCACAUAUGGACAGUCUGGCUCAGAUGCCAAUGAUCAGCAUUCCUCGAGUAGAAAGUCCUUUAGAAAAGAACCACAUCACGGCCUUUGCAGAAGUCACAUGAUGUUGAAGCGGAUGUGUAUUCACUGCACUGGACAUCAUCUCUUUUCACAGUCCGUUCAUAAAAAUUGAAGUGUGUUGAAAAUAAGAGAGUAAAAAGCGUCUGGUUUGUAGCUUGAUUUCUUUUUACAUUAUUAGAACUACAUCAGCAUUUGAAGAAUGCUUCUUAAAUAUUUAAAGUUCACUUUACUUUUCAAUAGAAGCAUUACAUCAUUUUAUUUUGGGGGUGGGAAGGAAUCUAAGCACUAGUCACACUUCUAUUUCAAUGCCCUCUAUUUUUGGCUAUUUAUAAUUUUUAAUUAUUCAUGUAACUAUUCAGCAGUAUUUCAUAUUAUGAUUGAUUUGGUUUUUAAAAUCCAAGUUUUUACUUGAGCAUGACAUUGUUUCCAUUCAGGCAGAUUUAAAUGUAGAAAAACUAUAACAAGAUUUACAUUCUGUACUAAGAUGCUGUUUGCACACUGUAUUAUGCUCUAUUUCAUGUAGGAUAUCAUUCAGACGGUAUGUUAUAUGUAAGAAUGGUGCUUCUGCUUUUGAAGAGGGAAAAAUGCCAAUUUUUACUGUAAUAAGUAUUGUAUCAUAAUUAGAAGUUUAUUUAUUUGGAUAUUUUCCUGACUUAAUUGUAGUUAAAUUGUUGUUUUUGUAGUUCCUGAUUGUUUUGGAUGAUGUACAUUGUAUCUAGGAUAAAAGAAGAGAGAAAACAUAGGAAUUUGGCUAUUGCUAUAUCUUUUAUUAUUAAUGAUAGGUUAAGGGCUCCAUUCUGAACUCUACCAUAUCUUAAUUGUUUUUCAUAAUUAGCAUUAAGAAUAGAGCUAUCACUAAUCAUUGGAACUAAUUCACAUUUUCUCCCAUUUUUAUUGUGCAUCUCAGGGAGCCCACUAGGCAUGAGAGAGAGUGAAAACAGACCACUGCUUCAGCUAGUUCCCCUUCUCAUCCUAAGUUCUUUGUUUUUGUGAACUUCAGGGGAGGGAGUAGGGGCAGGGAGUAACUGCAUACAUUUAAGAUGCAGCUUCAAUAUCUUCAGCUUAUGUGAUCAGAACUGACAUAGUUGAUCACCAUGAGUGUAACUGACCUUGCCAGCAUAACAGGGUCAUGUUUUCACAUGAAUGAUUUCUCCAACAAUUUCUGCAAUGAAGAGGAGAGAAAUUGACUUUUCUUUAACAUCACGCAAUCAUAAUUAUUCUCUUCCCAGUUAUUAUUGUGAAGAAUCAUAUCAAACCUACCUAUUCAGGAGACAGUCCAGCUCUUUAGUAUGUUCAAGUUGUCCUAUAUUGAGCCAUUUCAUAGAAACAGGAAGAAACAGGGUGUUGAAAUUGAUAAAUACAGAAGGAAUUCCUGGCCCAUAUUUGAAGAUUUUCCUUUGGCAAGAGCAGAUAUGAUACAGGUAUCCAUACAUAACGAAUUGCAGGGUUAGGCAUAUAAUAGGCCCAUGUUAAGCAGCCAGUAUUUGCUUUGGAUUCAGAUUUGGCCAACCCUGGGGACAGUGAUUUGAUUUGAAUCACUGUCCCCAGUUGAUUAAGCCGAAUCUGAUUUGGAGAUUUGGCCACCGCCAAAUCAGCCAAAUAUCCAAACCAAAUAGGCCACAUCCCCCACCCACUCUCCAAGCCCUGUCAAUGGCUGCCCCGCCCUGCCCAGCCCCAGCAUCCUGGCACUAAAAAAAAAAAAAAAGCCCCACACUCAUCAGCUCCUGCCAGGUGGGGGAGUGAUCUCUGAAGGUGGGGGGGGAGGGGAGGGCUCAGCCAUGAGCCGCCAGAGGCCCCAAUGGGUGCUGCUGCAGCUGGUGAGGACGGGGCUUUUUUUUUUCUUUCUUUUUUUUUUUUUUAAGUGCCAGGAGCUGGGGGCAGGUGGGGCAGCCAUUGACAGGGCUGGGAGAGCAGGCAGGGGUGGGUCAGGGAGGUGCUCAUGGGGAACUGGUGGGGGUCCCCCCAUGGUCCCUUUCCUCCUCCUCUGCCACCCACCCCCCAACUCCUACUUACCAGCACGGAGCCCAGGUCCAGCUCCUUGUGGCGGUGAGCGGGGGCUGCCCAAAUCUCUUAAUCUUAUCUGAAUUGAUUCAGAGGCUUCAAAUCGAUUUGGACCUUUUUAUGGGUCUCGUGAUUCAGUAUAGGUUCGGAGAUUCGGCCAUCGAAUCAAGCCAAAUUUCCUGCAAAUCGAAUCAGCAAUCAAAGCUUUACACAGCCCUAGCAUAUAACAUUCCAGGGAUUAAAUUCUCCAUUUUCCCAUGCAGCUCCUAUGCACUAACCACUGGUGAAGACUUCACAACCUAUAUAGGACUUCAAGUGUACAUUAUAUGCUAAAAUUUAUAGUUCCCCCUAGUUAAUGGGACAGCCCCUGUCUUUAUUUAGUCUCUGUAUUCAGUAAAACACAAAAACCUAAACACUGCCUGGAGGACAGUGCAGUGAAUACUCUUUGAACAGAACAUGCAGUCAUUCUGCUGAUCUGAAAAUCCAGAAGAAUAAAGGAGUAUGGAAGUGAAACAGCAAGAAUAGAGCCCUUAGCCACAACAAUGCAUCUUAGACUAUUGAGAAAUAACAUUUAUUAAAAUAUAAUUUAUGUUUAAAAUUAUAGUAUAUUUCAAAUAUGCACCACCAUGGCAAGCAUAUUUACUCUUUGUUUUGGCUAAUUUAGUAAAAAUUCCUCUACAUCCAGAUUUAAGUGAAAUUCCCGCUCAUGUUGUUGCCUAAUAGUAAUCUGGCAACUUUUAUAUCUGAUUUAUAAGAUUACCAAGAGGUUCUUUUAUGUUAAAAGAGAUGACUCUUUGUUAACAUAAUGUAUAUAUUCAUCUUGUAACUAAAUCUCUCCUUCUCUCUCAGGAUCUAUGCCAGUUAAGUAUUUGGGUUAAUUUAUCAUGUUAUCUUUAUGAAUCAGCAGUGAAAUACAAAAAGAAACACUCUGCUAUAUAAUGUAUUUUUAAAUAAAAUAAUUUUUCAUGUA
Molecule: messenger RNA, 3900 nt
Organism: Alligator mississippiensis (American alligator)
Lineage: Eukaryota; Metazoa; Chordata; Crocodylia; Alligatoridae
Gene: PLPPR5
Product: phospholipid phosphatase related 5
Exons: 6
Coding region: 29-973 (314 amino acids)
Biological process (GO): signal transduction; phospholipid metabolic process; phospholipid dephosphorylation
Molecular function (GO): phosphatidate phosphatase activity
Source: RefSeq, a predicted model, not a curated record